This is a messenger RNA of Nicrophorus vespilloides, 712 nucleotides long. RefSeq names its product DDB1- and CUL4-associated factor 10-like. Gene Ontology annotation, molecular function: protein binding. The record is from RefSeq and is a predicted model, not a curated record. Lineage: Eukaryota; Metazoa; Arthropoda; Insecta; Coleoptera; Silphidae. Gene Ontology annotation, cellular component: Cul4-RING E3 ubiquitin ligase complex. Bases 189 to 692 code for a protein of 167 amino acids. The transcript has a single exon.
UCGACUUACUCAAUAAUAUUUUGGGGUAAUGGUUAAAAAAUGUUUUGCUUGUUGCUAAUUGCUAAUCUGUGUAGUGGAGCAGCGUGCACGAUAUCCAAACCAGAGAUCCCAAGGAUUACGCCGAUGCUUACUGCUAUGUUGAGGAUGCUGCCGUCCCUGCAUUCACGGAGCGACAGGACGAGGAGGACAUGAGACCGACGGACAUAUGGAUGGGAUUCAUGACGAAUUCGAAUUACUUAUCGGACAGGAAUCCGUUCAGCAGGACGAACGACGAACGCUCGUACAUGGGCGUGAUGAACAGCGGUCUCAUCGGGACUAAUUCGUACACGCGUUUCCACUACCGGAGACCCGGCGACAAGAACAAAAUCAUAAAGAACGUGCCCAGACUGACGCACUACGUCGACGAGCUCAGCGUCGGCAAGGGUUUCAUCAAGGAGCCCUGCUUCUCGGCGGACGGAAGGAUCAUCUGCUCGCCGUACGGCAACGGCGUUCGUCUCUUCAGCUUCAACGACGAGGUGCAAGAGUUGAGUCUCUGCGUGCCGGAGAAACCCAAGAAGUUGUACCCGCUCAACACCUUGACCGAUCAGCAUUCGGACGUCGUCGUCUGCAGCAAGUUCAACCCCACCAACAAUUAUCAACUCGUCACCGGUUGUCUGAGUGGAGAGAUCGUAUGGUACAAACCCAAAUUUUAAGUACACUUAAAAACAACAAC